AUGUUGCUGCCAGUGUUCAUCGUACUAGUUGGUGUUGUCGACGCUAAGGGUGCAGAUUCCAAAGGUCCAUUCUCUGUAAAAGCCGAAAUUGCCGCCUGGUCUGGCUGGAGCAAGUUUACACUAUGUACAGCAUCUUGCGGCGGUGGUGUUCAGAUUCGCCGCAGAGAAUGCGUUCUGUUUCCGGUUCGGCAGGAGGUGACUGACAUCCUGUCGAAGUGCACCGGAAGUGACAUCGACAUCAGACCUUGCAAUGUUCACACAUGCGUUGUUCAGGGUGGUUGGACGGAAUGGUCCAUUUUCACGCCCUGCUGUGGCGGCAAGACUGUGCGUCACCGCACGUGCACCAACCCAGCACCAAUCAAUGCCCCGGCGUGCUCGGGAAACGCCAUUGACGUCAUGGAAUGCCCCAAGUACGUUUGGGACGGUUGUGGAUGUCCGCGCAGUUGCCUGAACAUGCGCAGUUACGUUGCCGAGGAAAGGAUACAUGGUGCGGAAGUUCGUACACUCGGAGAUGACACAAAACAGUUGCAUAUACAGAAAUCAAAGAAACUUGGGAUACAAGACCUCUUACAUGACUAUUACUCGAAGUAG
Molecule: messenger RNA, 591 nt
Organism: Lingula anatina
Lineage: Eukaryota; Metazoa; Brachiopoda; Lingulata; Lingulida; Lingulidae
Product: ectin-like
Source: RefSeq, a predicted model, not a curated record